UCUCUUCCCAUCACCAAACCAUAAGAAAAUAUGAAGGAAGAAAUUCAAAACGAAACAGCUCAGACUCAGUUACAGAGAGAGGGAAGAAUGUUUUCUUUUCUCUUCCCAGUGAUAGAGGUUAUCAAGGUGGUUAUGGCUUCCGUUGCCUCCGUGGUCUUUUUAGGCUUCGGCGGUGUAACACUCGCUUGUUCAGCCGUGGCAUUAGCCGUAUCCACGCCGCUUUUCAUCAUAUUCAGUCCGAUUCUCGUACCCGCCACUAUAGCCACGACCCUCCUAGCAACUGGGCUCGGCGCUGGUACCACCCUCGGAGUGACGGGCAUGGGUCUCCUCAUGCGGCUCAUCAAGCAUCCUGGCAAGGAAGGAGCUGCCUCGGCUCCGGCAGCUCAGCCAUCCUUCCUAUCUCUGUUGGAAAUGCCAAACUUUAUUAAGAGCAAGAUGCUAGAAAGGUUAAUUCAUAUACCAGGAGUUGGAAAGAAAUCCGAAGGCCGAGGCGAAUCUAAAGGUAAAAAAGGUAAAAAAGGUAAAUCUGAACAUGGAAGAGGUAAACAUGAAGGUGAAGGUAAAUCCAAGGGUAGAAAAGGGCAUAGGAUGGGAGUCAAGCCGGAGAACAAUCCACCUCCUGCAGGAGCUCCCCCGACUGGAUCUCCGCCGGCAGCACCGGCAGCACCGGAAGCUCCGGCAGCUCCAGCAGCUCCGGAAGCUCCGGCAGCUCCGGAAGCUCCGGCAGCUCCAGCAGCUCCGGAAGCUCCGGCAACUCCAGCAGCUCCGCCAGCUCCAGCAGCUCCGCCAGCUGCGCCAGCUGCCCCAGCUGCGCCAGCUGCACCAGCUCCAGCAGCUCCGCCAGCUCCAGCAGCGCCGCCAGCUCCGGCAGCUCCACCAGCUCCGCCAUCCUUCCUAUCUCUUUUCGAAAUGCCAAGCUUUAUUAAGAGCAAGCUGAUAGAAGCAUUAAUUAAUAUACCAGGAUUUGGAAAGAAAUCCAAUGACCGAGGCAAAUCUAAAGGUGGAAAAAAAUCCAAAGGUAAAGGUAAAUCCAAUGGAAGAGGUAAACAUGAAGGUGAAGGUAAAUCCAAGAGUAGAAAAAGUAAAUCCAGAGGUAAAGACAAAGAGAAAUCCAAGGGUAAAGGUAUAUUCGGUAGAAGUUCACGUAAGGGUUCAUCUGAUGAUGAAAGUUCAUAAGAUGGAACUUGAUAUAGGAAUUGUGUUAAACACAUGGGAAAAGAUAAAUUCAUGGAAGAGUAAAGGACAUUGGUCCAUCUAUUCCAAAAUUUAGAAUACAUUGUGUACUUAAUUAUUCAUGAAUUUAUGCCACCUAUAAGAACAAAAAGGCUUUUGAAUAAAUUUAAUGUAAUGUUAAAUGU
Molecule: messenger RNA, 1358 nt
Organism: Brassica oleracea var. oleracea
Lineage: Eukaryota; Viridiplantae; Streptophyta; Magnoliopsida; Brassicales; Brassicaceae
Product: oleosin-B6
Exons: 3
Coding region: 31-1176 (381 amino acids)
Biological process (GO): sexual reproduction; lipid storage
Cellular component (GO): extracellular region; membrane; monolayer-surrounded lipid storage body
Source: RefSeq, a predicted model, not a curated record